AUGGGAGCGCAGACUCUUAACUCCCGCUGGCUCCGCUGUCUUCAGGGGAGUUUGAAAGGGGCCUCUGUUCCCAGAGACGCCGCCUCGUCGCUCCGUGUUGAACUAGCUGUGGCUGGCGGAGAACUCAGCAGCCACGGGGAGGUGACCUGGAAAACGUCGCUGGCAGGAGGCGUUUCUGUCCCUCCAGCAUCUUCCUGGUCCAACGCGGAGCCGGCGGCGGCCGGAGCCCUCGGCGAGCACGGCGGCGCUGCUGCGCUCCUCCGCACUCGGAGCACCCUGCAGCUCAGCCCCGGUGGAACGCCGCUGAAGCAUGGACGCCGAAAGGAAGGGUGGUGUGCUGGGGGCGGGGGUGGGGCAGUUCUGCGUUGGUGGGUGUCUUGUGGGGGACAGUUGGUGUGGGAGGAGAUGGAACUCGGAGUCUCUGUAGGCAAUGUCGUCUCGGACUUGAAGCUGUCAGCAGCUGCUCUGUCUUCGCAGAACUUUCGCUUCCUUUCCAGGUGCUUUAAGUCUAGCUAGUGCGACAGCGAGCCCUGCUUCGGCGUGGAUCCGGGCAGUGGUAGCUCGGUGGUUCGAGAGCCAGUGGGCCGUGAGCGACUGUGCAGGGCCAAAGCUGUUUGCAUCUUGACCUACGAGCUCACGUCUGACAGCCCUCUGAAGCUGCAGAAGAUGCUUGUUCGCCUCCUAGACACCAACGGCAGCUCCUCCCUCUUCCCUGCUGGAGAUGCUCAUCUGCACAUCCGGGAGUUCCUGACCCCAGGAGCCCGGUUCACUCUCCCCAGUGCACAAGAAGCUGAUGAGGGAAGCACCAGGGUGCUAAGGUACAGCCUAAACUCUAGCCAGCACUUUCGCCUGGACAUGGGGUCCCAGGUCGAUGGCAGAAAAUACCCGGAGCUGGUGCUGGAGAAGCUGGAUGGAGAGCAGCGGGACACGCCCCUGCUGGUGCUCACUGCUCAGGACCGCGGCCUGCCUGUACGCUCUGGAGAUGCUCAAGUCACCAUCACUCUGUGGUGGAUGGAAACCAACGACAAUGUGCCUGUAUUUGAGCACUUCGUAUAUAGUACUAAGGUUCCAGAGACUGCACCCAAUGGAACGCUAUUCCGCGUUCAGGCUUCAGAUCUGGGUGAGGGGUCCAGUGGGAACAUCUGGCACUCCUUAAGCAACAGCGCACCAGCAGAGCUAAGGCACCUCUUUCACACACACCCUAAAAGUGGGGAGGUUCAGAAAGCUGCUUCGCUAGGUCCACCGGAAACGUUGUUUGAAGCACAUGUUGAAGCAAGAGUCAAAGGUGCUUUUAGUCUAGCUGGCACUGCUAAGCUGCUUGUCCAGGUGACUGAUGUGAAUGAUCAUGUCCCCCAGAUGGACUUCGUGACUUUCUCCAGCCCAAAUCCUGGUACAGUGAUUGCUCUCCUUAGUGUAAAGGGCGAGGAUCUUGAUUCCAGUGGUAAGUCCAGCAACGGUCCCUUUCGGUUGAAGGCUUCCUUUGACAGCUACUACAAAUUGCUGACUGAUGAGCCCCUGGAUUGGGAGCAAGCAAGUGAAUAUCAGGACCUAAUCACUGCUUCAGAUGGUGGCUCACCCCCACUAAGGACUCGAAGGACGUUCACUGUGUCUGCUACUGAUGUGAACGACAACACACCAAGCUUUCCUCAUCCACAAGAGGAACUUUGUGUGGCUGAAAACAAUAGCCCUGGAUUUUCAUUAGGAUGUGUGUUUACUCAGGGCCCAUAUCUGGGGGAAAAUGGCCUUGUGUUUUAUGAACUGUUGGAUGUCAUCCUUGAAGGGAUGCUAGCUUCCUCCAGCUUGGUGUCAGUGGAACCAACUAGUGGUGUUAUCACUGCCAGAAUUUCCUUUGACUUUGAACAGCUCAGGGGGCUUCACUUCUGAAUGGAAGGCUGAGAUGGUGGCCUUCCUCCCAGAAGUACAACGGUGACUGUGAACCUGUUUGUGGUAGACAGGAAUGACAAUGCACCAAACAUCUUGUUUCCCUUACCUAGAAACGUCUCUAUCCCAGUGGAAAGAGUGCCCCACUCUGCUCGAGCUGGACACCUAGUCACAAAAGUGGCAGCAGAGGAUGCAGACAGUGGUCCCAAUGCCUGGCUCUCCUACAUUUCUUGGGCUUCUGACUCUAGUCUUUUCAGGAUUUCAGUGAAUAUGGGAGAGCUUCGAACUGCGCGUUUAGUUUUUCCCUCGGAUGCGAUUAAACAGAGGGCGGUUGUAGUGGUUCAGGACCACGGAGAGCCACCACUUUCCUCCUCUGUCUCGCUGGGUGUGCUAUUGAGCAAUGCUCCUCAGGUCCUUCCAGACAUCUGGGAGCCAAGAGCACAGCUUUCUGCUGGGAACUUGUAUUUGGUAAUAGCCCUAGUCUGCAUUUCCUUUUUAUUUCUGGGGUGCUCGCUUUUCUUUGUGUAUGUCAAGUUAAGCCAGAGCCCAGAUUGUUGCUCUCAGAACUGCUGUCAUUCUCCAGAAAAUGUGAGACAUGAGAGGACAAUGCCUUCUGGUCCUUGGGUGACAUCAGCCACAACAGAUGUCACUACAGUCGAGAGACUUUCUCAGACAUACCUCUAUCAAACCUCCCAGGGACUUGGUUCUGGUACUAGCAGCUUGCUCUCAGGGAAAUAUAAUGCUGCUGAUCUGAGAAAUCUGGCUACUGGUGUAGGACUGAAUUUGCCAAUAUCCUGUGCUCAGAUUCAGAAUAGGAAAGGGAAUCAUACAAAUGCCAAUGCCCUGGUAAGCACAUUUUGUGGUGUUUGACUCCUCUGAGAAGGAGAUAGCUGCUAGCUAUGUUCUAAGCUGUUUCUUAUAGGAGUCUUCCUUCAGUUUAUAUUUAAUCAUUUGACUACUUCUCACUAUGUCAAGAAUUCUGGGAGUAUACACAGAAUAUUGCUCUAGACGCCAAGGAGCUAAGUUAAUUUUUAUAAAUUAAUUUUAAAGUUUGAUUUUGUUUGUGUGUACAUGUGCGCCUAUGGAUAUCAGAGGGAGCUGUAUUUCUCUUUCUAUCAUGUGGAUUCUGGGUUCUGAACUCCAGUUUCCAAGCACCUUUAUCUUCUGAGCCAUUUCACCAGCUCUCAUAGCUUAUCUCUGAGAAGGAGGGUAAAGCAUUAAAACUUAUUAAAAUCAAUAAGAGUAAUAUGGACUAGAGGUCUAAAAUUAAAGACAGUGAAGGGCUGCAGUAUUUCUUGGGCAACAGACAUGAGACAGGGGCUCAGAUACCUAACACGAAAAACAUGUGAGCCUGCAGAUCACGAGCAAAACGUGGAUGAAGAGAUGCUCUGUGGGGCCUUGGGUAGUAUUUAUCCCUGGCGUACAAAUGGACUUUGAGUUCCCAUCCCACAAUGAGGGAGGCUUUCUUAGCCAGGACUCUUGGGGGAGGACCUAGGCUCUGCGCUGGG
Molecule: messenger RNA, 3389 nt
Organism: Mesocricetus auratus (golden hamster)
Lineage: Eukaryota; Metazoa; Chordata; Mammalia; Rodentia; Cricetidae
Gene: Pcdhac1
Product: protocadherin alpha subfamily C, 1
Biological process (GO): homophilic cell-cell adhesion
Cellular component (GO): plasma membrane
Molecular function (GO): calcium ion binding
Source: RefSeq, a predicted model, not a curated record